Molecule: messenger RNA, 779 nt
Organism: Pyrenophora tritici-repentis Pt-1C-BFP
Lineage: Eukaryota; Fungi; Ascomycota; Dothideomycetes; Pleosporales; Pleosporaceae
Product: actin-related protein 2-3 complex subunit 4
Biological process (GO): Arp2/3 complex-mediated actin nucleation; actin filament polymerization
Cellular component (GO): Arp2/3 protein complex; actin cytoskeleton
Molecular function (GO): actin filament binding
Source: RefSeq, a predicted model, not a curated record
AACUCCCCAUACUGACAUGUCAUAGUCGGUUCUCCCCCGACUUGCCGCCCUGAAUAUCGACCUUUGAGCUGGUCUUGAGCUCUGAGCAACAUGUCGCAAUCACUCCGCCCAUACCUCCAGUGCGUGCGCUCGUCGCUCACAGCCGCCCUCUCCCUGUCCAACUUUGCCUCGCAGGCCUCGGAACGCCACAAUGUCCCCGAAAUUGAAGCUGCAAGCUCCCCGGAAGUCAUUCUGAACCCGCUUACCGUAUCGAGAAACGAGAAUGAACGCGUGUACAUCGAGCCCAGUAUCAACAGUGUACGAAUCAGUAUCAAGAUCAAACAAGCCGAUGAGAUUGAGCAUAUUCUGGUUCACAAGUUCACACGCUUCUUGACGCAAAGAGCCGAGUCUUUCUACAUUCUACGGAGAAAGCCGGUCAAGGGCUACGAUAUUUCGUUCCUGAUUACAAACUUCCACACCGAGGAGAUGUUGAAGCACAAGCUGGUGGACUUUAUCAUCCAGUUCAUGGAGGAGGUUGACAAGGAGAUUUCGGAGAUGAAGCUCUUCUUGAACGCAAGAGCUCGUUUCGUGGCUGAGUCUUUCCUUACACCGUUUGACUGAGCAUACUAUAAUGUCCACGUUUGUACAUAUCGGGCAAGGUGUGGAAGUAGCAAGACGGAUGGACAAUGCAGAGAGCCGGGUCCGGGUCCGGGUUGCGGCGUGAGAAAGUUGUCAUAUAAGCUGAGCAUUCGACCAGCACUGAAUAGAAACACAAGCUUCAAAUCUAUACAUAUCACACA